AUGACAAUAGAUGAUUUAAGAUUACGCAGGAUACCUUGUCGCAGUAAACAUAUCACAUAUACACACGUUAAAGAGUUGUACAAGGAUUUAUCAACAUUCGAUGUAUAUGAUCCUGAUGCUAAUCUUGACUUCCUCAGCAAAUCUGGACGUAAUCAAUGGCGUAAAUUAUCUGAGAGUGGUGAUGAAACCUUGUUAGAGACAAAAAGUGGUCGACUUAUUUAUGGUCCCCUCAGUUUACUUUCAUCAUCGUCAGGUAGUAUUAAAAAAAGUGUCUUAUCAUCGAGUUCAGAUACAUCUGAUCUAUCAGACUGUGCUAGUUCACAUGAUAACGAAGAAGAUGAAGAAGAUGAGGAGGAGGAAGAGAUUAAAAGUUUGAAAAAUGACUAUCAAAAGAAUAAUCAGAUUGUAAUAAGUAAUAAAAUCAAUAAAUUACCAUCAUCAUCUUCAUGUUCUGUCAAUAAUGAAAAUAAUACUAUAAAAGAAAUUAUUGAUAAUUUUGAAGAUUUAUAUCUUACGCAUCAAAAUUGGCAUAGACGUGUACGUGUAGCUAUCGCUUCUGGUGAUCUACAUACUUUACGCUAUUUAUUACCAAUGGAUACUUCUAGUGAUCAGUUGAUUGAAUCAGAGAUUGGGCAUAAUUCAACUAAUAUACCAUCUCCUGAAUGUAAUUCAUCAGGUUCAACUUUACCACCACGUGAUGUUUGUUUAAAGUUAAUCAACCAUCCAUUAAGUGAUGGUAGAACACUUUUACAUGUGGCUGUUGAACUUCAAAGUGAUCCUGAAUUACUUCGUGUACUACUUGAAUAUGGAUGUGAUCCUGCUGUCAGUGAUGGUGAUAGUGUAACACCUUAUCAGUUGGCUAUACGAUUGCACAAAAAGGUUAUGGCCAACGUAUUUCGACGUUUUCGUUUUUACCAUCCAGAGCGUUAUGAUUACGAAAAAGCUCAGAUACCUACUCCAAUAGAUCCAUCGAAGGAAGCUGAAAAAGUGAAAAGAGAACGUGAACGCGCUAAACAACAGAAACAACGACAAAAAGAGAAACGUGCUGCUGAACGUGCACUUGCUGAAGAAAAAGAAAAGGAAGCAGCUGAACAAGCUCGUUUCUUGGCUUUAUCAGAUCGAGAAAAGCGUGCUUUGGCAGCUGAACGUCGUUUGAAUUCUGCUAGAGCUGCAGCUGGUGAACCACUAAUAGUGUUCAGUCGUUGCUUUCAGUGUGGUUGCGAUAUAACCGGUAAAGUUCCCUUUACAUAUAUGGAUUUUAAUUUUUGUACACCGAAUUGUUUAAAACAACACCGUUUAUCAGCAUCGAAUAGUAGUAAUUCAACUACUGGGAAACAUUGA
Heterobilharzia americana is the source of this 1341-nucleotide messenger RNA. The record is from the annotation of a GenBank genome assembly. NCBI's taxonomy places the organism in Eukaryota, Metazoa, Platyhelminthes, Trematoda, Strigeidida, Schistosomatidae.